Molecule: messenger RNA, 899 nt
Organism: Condylostylus longicornis
Lineage: Eukaryota; Metazoa; Arthropoda; Insecta; Diptera; Dolichopodidae
Gene: HmgD
Product: high mobility group protein D
Exons: 3
Coding region: 184-513 (109 amino acids)
Molecular function (GO): transcription cis-regulatory region binding
Source: RefSeq, a predicted model, not a curated record
UGCUUUGUCAACUUUCAAGUAUUUGAGAAGAAUUAUAAAAAAGUUAAUUGAAAAAAAAAAAGUGUUAUUCUUGUGUAUUAAAAUUUUAAGUUAAAAAUCUAUAGUGUGAAUUUUUAAAAUAUAAAACUUUUAGUUAAUUAAUAAAACUAAAUUAAAAGAUUUUAAAAUAAAAUAAUUAUAAAUAUGCCAGAAAAACCAAAACGUCCUCUCUCAGCUUACAUGAUUUGGUUAAAUGCCAACCGAGAUAAAAUUAAGAAGGAAAAUCCAGGUAUUAAAGUAACGGAAAUAGCUAAAAAAGGCGGAGAAUUAUGGAGAGCAAUGAAAGAUAAAUCUGAAUGGGAAGCCAAAGCCGCUCAAGCUAAAGAUGAUUACACAAAAGCUGUAAAAGAUUAUGAGGCAAAUGGCGGCGGUGGUGAAGGUGGUGGUAAAAAGCGUGGUAAAGCGGGGAAGAAACCUGCUAAAAAGAGCAAAAAGAAUGAUUCAGAAGAUGAAGAAGAAGAUGAGAGUGAUUAAAUCAAAUAUCUAGAUUUAAUUUAGUUUUAUUAAAAAACAAACAAAAAGAAAAAAAAUAAAUCCCAAUAAUAAUAUUUCCUUUAUUUUGUCCCAUAUUUUAACCAUUUUUUUUUUUUGACUCUUAAUUGAAAAUCCUUAUUUAUCUCAAAAUAUUAUUAUUCGUGUUUUAUUCAACAAAUAAAAAAAUAAAUAAAUAAAUAAAUAUAUAAAUGUAUUUUACCCCCUAUUUUAAUAAAUUUUGUAUUUUAUUAGACAAAAAGCGAAAAAAUUCAAUUUUUUUUUUCCUUUGCAAAAGAAAAUUAAAAUUAAAACAUUGUUUUAUUUUUUUAAUUAACAAAAUGAAUAGUUCUUUUUUAUGUAUAGAAACAAUGUUCAUAUAAAACAAA